Argiope bruennichi is the source of this 3961-nucleotide messenger RNA. Its product is annotated as NPC intracellular cholesterol transporter 1-like. Bases 14 to 3910 code for a protein of 1298 amino acids. NCBI's taxonomy places the organism in Eukaryota, Metazoa, Arthropoda, Arachnida, Araneae, Araneidae. The transcript is spliced from 25 exons. Gene Ontology annotation, molecular function: lipid carrier activity. The record is from RefSeq and is a predicted model, not a curated record. Gene Ontology annotation, cellular component: membrane.
AGAGAAAGGCACAAUGAAAUUGAUUUUCUUAACGAGUAUUUUCAUCACUUUGUUUUCUGAAACUUUAUUGGAGAUCUUACCUAAAGAAUAUGAUCACUGUGUUUGCAAUGUUAGCCAAGGUUUGGAUACAAUUGUAGUCUAUGUCACCAACGGCCCACCAGAACCACUGGACAAGGAAGUACUUCUUGAUGACGAAGUAACUGCUGGUCAAUUUCUUGAAAAAUUAUGCCCAGAAUAUGCUUAUGAUGAAAACCCUCGUGUUUGUUGCUCUCUGACACAUCUGCGUGAACUUCACAAAACUAUUGACUUAUUGGAAGCGCUAGGGUUCUCUCGUUGCCCAUCAUGCUUUCAAAAUCUUCUCCAAUUACUUUGCACCUCGAAUUGUGCACCCUAUCAGAACCAAUUCAUGCAAGUCACCGAGACAGCCUUCAUUGAUGAUGGCGACCACAAAUCAGAAAUAAUCAAAUCUUUGAAUAUACAUGUAUCUAAAUUAUAUGCUUAUAAAACAUACGAGUCAUGCAGUGAAGUACAAGGCCUCUUUCCCGGCUCUCUUUUAUACGACUUGUUGUGUGGCGCUUGGGGUAGCUCUCAAUGCACCACUGAACGACUACUGGAGCAGCUGGGAAAACCUGUAACUGAAGGUGGUAAAACCUAUGCUAGGACUUCCUUCAAACUUCACGUUGAGGAGAAAGUAGUUGUUAAUGGACGCACAUUUUUCCCUGUCAAAACACCAUAUUUUAAAUGUUCAGAGGCUCCCGGUCCAAAUCUGAGUGCUUGCAAUUGCUAUGAUUGCAAAGCAUCAUGUGCUGCUAAAGCUUUAGAGCCUCCCGUUUUCCCUGAAGAAGGAAAAUCAUUCAGCGUAUUUCAAAUAGAUGGCUUUAUCUUUUGUGCAAUAUUGGGUUUUGGUUUAUUUUCUACAUGCGUCACAGUGAUAUUCUGCUGUCUUAGCCAUCCUUGUUUCAAACGUCCACUUUCAAAGACUAAAAAUGACAAAAAAUCAUCAUUUGAAAAAUCUUUCUAUAGUCCUUCCAAGACAUUUGGAAACUGGUUUGAAGAACGAUUAGAGACAGCUUUUAUGCAUUGGGCUAUUUUUGUUUCUAAAUAUCCAGUACUUAUCGUGAUGUUAUCUCUUUUUAUUUGUAGCAUCUGUUCAUUAGGUUUGGUUUUCAAUUCCGUCAUCACCACGGAUCCAGUCGAACUUUGGGUAUUCCCAAACAGUGAGGCUCGAAGAGAUAUGGAAGAUUAUAAUAAACAUUUUGGAUCUUUUUAUAGAGUUGAACAAAUCAUUAUAACUCCAACAAAUCGAGAGACAUUUUAUCAUCCUAUUAUAGUAAACCACGAAUUAAAGAACAUUUCUUGGGGGCCUGUGUUUCAACAAGAUUUUCUAUUGGCAGCUUUUAAACUGCAAGAGCAGGUUGAAAAUUUAACUGCAACACUCGAUGGCACUCCUAUACAUCUGAAAGACAUAUGUCUAGCACCUUUGAAGCCUCUGAAUACGGAAUGUGCUAUACAAAGUCUUUUCGGAUACUUUCAAAAUAAAAUUGAACGUUUCUAUAAUAAGACGGAUUAUUUAUUCCAUUUUAAACGCUGCUCAUUGGCAGAUAAAACUAUUGCCUGUUUCGCUCCCUAUGGAGGACCCAUUGAUGACAUGUCUCUAGUGCUCAGUGGAUUCCAUGAGACAUUCGAUUCGGCUGAAGCACUGUCUAUCACUUUCCCUCUUCUCAACUAUAAUGAAGAGAGCAAAAAUGUAAAGGCCCGAAUGUGGGAAUCGGAAUUAGUGGAUUUUUUGAAAAAUUAUUCUCAUCCUUUAAUGAAUAUAAGCUUUAUGACUGAGAGAUCCCUAGAAGAUGAAUAUAUUAGAGGAAGUCAGUCUGAUAUUUUGCUGAUAAGUAUAAGUUAUCUCCUGAUGUUCUGUUACAUUGUCAUCACGCUUGGAGAUUAUCAUAGGUGUAAAACAUUUUUGUUGGGAUCCAAAUUUUGUCUGGGUUCCGCUGGAGUUCUCAUUGUGCUCAUCUCUGUUAUCUCCACUCUCGGUCUGCUUUGCUUCCUCGGAAUUCCUUCUACGUUUAUUGUUUUAGAGGCUGUACCAUUCCUGGUAUUAGCUGUGGGAGUAGAUAACAUAUUUAUACUGGUGCAGGCCUAUCAGAGAGGAGAAAAGAAACCUGAUCAAUCACUAGAAGAAUAUAUUGGAUUGGUUGUAGGAAAAGUUGCUCCAAGUAUACUAUUAUCGAGCGUUUCAAUGUCAAGUUGCUUUUUUAUUGGUGCAUUGAUGAAAUCGCCAGCGGUCUGCUUAUUUGCAUUUUAUGCUGGGGUGGCGAUACUAGUGAAUUUCUUGUUGCAAAUGACAUGCUUUUUGGCAAUUUUUAUUUUAGACUGCAGAAGAGAAGAGAAACGCAAAUUAGAUUUCUGUUGCUGCUUUACAAUUUCAGAGGUCAAUGAUGCUAAGAAAUGCCAUUCGAAAAAUGGAGUAAUACAUAGGAUGAUGCAAAAAAUAUACAUUCCUCUCCUUAUGAAAAAUUAUGUUAGAUAUUUUGUGAUGAUAUUUUUCGGAAUCUGGCUUUGUUCAUCUAUUGCAGUUAUAAAUAAAAUUGAAGUUGGAUUGGAGGCUGAACUCACAUUUCCAAAUGAUUCUUACCUAGUGAAUUACUUACAAGAUAUCAAAAAGUAUUCUUCCAUUGGACAUCCUGUUUAUUUUGGUAUCACUGGUGAAUAUAAUUAUACUGAUGUGAAUGCUCAGAAGAAAAUUUGCUCUGCUCAAAGCUUUUGUGAAUCCAAUUCUAUCACUUCUGAGAUUGGAAGAAUGGCUAAAGUGAAAAACAGGACAUACAUUGCCUUACAACCCAUUUCUUGGUUGGACAAUUAUUUUGAAUAUUUACAAUCGGAAUCGUGUUGCUAUGAGUUUAAAAGUAACCGAACACAUUGUCCUUCUUACAUCGCCAAUCAGUUUAAAGGCCUGUGUCGAUCUUGCCGAACGAAAAAUCCAUCCAGUUUAUCAGAAGCAGAAUUUAUUAGAAGACUUCAGUUCUUUUUAUCAGAUAUUUCUUGGGAGAGAUGUCCAAAGGCGGGUAACGCCAUGUUCGGUACUGCAAUCGACAUUUCUCCUUCAAAAAAUUCGACGAAAAUAAAAGCUACCAGUUUCAAAACUUAUCACACUGCCUUGAAAACAUCAAAAGAUUUUUAUGAAGCUCUAGCUUGGUCGAGGAAAAUUGCGGCAAACUUAACCAACAUUUUAAGAAAUGGCAGCGAAAAUUCAGAUGUUCGGGUUUUUCCUUAUAGUUUCCCCCACGUAUUCUAUGAACAAUUCUUGACUCAGUGGCCGGACACCCUAAGAAGUCUGAGUUUAUCAAUAAUUGCAGUAUUCUUAACAACUUUCCUACUGCUAGGGCUGGAUUUUCAUUCAGCUGUUAUGAUUACGGUGACAGUUAUAACAAUUGUAAUCAAUAUCAUGGGUCUCAUGUACUGGUGGAGCAUCACUUUGAAUGCUGUAUCACUGGUAAAUCUGAUUGUGGCAGUGGGAAUAUCUGUUGAAUUUUGCUCCCAUCUAACACGAUGUUUUGCUUUAAGUGAGAAGCCAACUCGUAUCGAAAGAGCUCAAGAUGCUUUGUAUCAAAUGGGAACAUCAGUAUUAACUGGAAUAACAUUAACAGACUGUGGUAUUCUUGUCCUCGCAUUCGCUAAAUCUCAAGUAUUUCGAAUAUUCUAUUUUCGUAUGUUUCUUGGCAUCAUAGCCUUUGGCACUCUUCACGGACUGGUGUUCCUGCCCGUGUUUUUAAGUCUCUUCGGCCCAUCCUCACGACAGAAAAAAGUUAAAAAAUCCUUCAUCAAUCCACCCUCCUUUGAUGAAAGAGAAGCUGAAAUGCCACUUACAAAUGGAGACCAUAAAGAUAAUAUACAAUUAUCAAAUAUGUGAUGAAAUAUAUGGAAUGCUUAGUGAUACAAAACUAUCUAUUUAAUUGUUCAG